AAACAAAAAAAAAAGGAAGGGAAAGACACAGGAGCAAAACACUGCCGACAUAUUACCGUGAGGAAGCGGAGGCAGAGGCGCUGUCGCUGUCGCGUGUGCGGCGGCGGAGCAGCGCACGGUGUCGCUGCAGGCUCCGGAACGGCUCCGUGUGGGCGGCUCCGCCCCGGUGCGGCGGAGAGCCCGGCUGUGAGCGCGGGGGGGCGGCGCGGGCCGGGCAGCAGAGCCGGUGCGUGCGGGCGGCGGCGGGGAGCCGUGCGGGGCCCGGGCCGGGGCCGGCAGCCACAGCGGCGGCGGCGGCGGCGGCAGGGAGGAUGGGCGAGCGCUGUUGUGCGGCGGUGCUGCGGGUGCUGGUGCUGCUGCAGGCGGCCUGGGCGCUGGCGGGCGGGCAGGUGCGCUACUCGGUGCCGGAGGAAGCCAAGGCCGGCACGGUGGUGGGCCGUCUGGCGCAGGACCUGGGCCUGGAGGCGGGCGAGGCGGAGGCGCGGCGGCUGCGGCUGGUGGCGCAGGGCCGGCGGGCGAGCGUGGAGGUGAGCGGGGCGAGCGGCGCGCUGCUGGUGAGCUCGCGGCUCGACCGGGAGGAGCUGUGCGGCAAGAGCGCGCCGUGCGCGCUGCGCCUGGAGGUGCUGCUGGAGCGGCCGCUGCGCGUCUUCCAUGUGCAGCUGGAGGUCACCGACAUCAACGACAAUGCCCCCGUCUUCCCCGCCGCCCGCAAAAACCUCAGUUUAUCGGAGAACUCUCCUCCUGGGAUCCGUUUCCCGCUGGAGGGCGCGACGGAUGCAGAUAUCGGAGCGAAUGCGCAGCUCUCUUACACACUCAGCCCCAGCGAGUAUUUCUCUCUGGAUUUACAAAAAUCGUAUGAGCGAAAUAUUGUACCCGAACUUGUAUUAACGAAAUCUCUGGACCGCGAGACGAUUCCCGUGCACCGGUUGGUGCUGACAGCGAGUGACGGGGGCCGGCCGUCUCUGACGGGCACCAUGGAGCUGGUGAUCUCAGUUUUGGAUGCGAACGACAACGCGCCCCAGUUCAACCAGUCAGUGUAUAAAGUGCAGCUGCCGGAGAACUCUACUGAGGGGACGCUCUUGGCACGAGUGAACGCGACGGAUGUGGAUGAGGGAAUUAACAGUGAAAUGAUUUAUACUGCAACCAGCUUCAUUCCCCCGAGUGGAAAAGAUGUGGUUUCUGUCAACCCGAACACUGGUGAGCUUCACCUCACAGCAGCCCUGGACUUCGAAGAAGUCAGUGUAUUUGAGUUUCGUAUUGAAGCGACAGACCAAGGGACACCCCCUCUGUCGGGCCAUUGCCGAUCGUCGUCGUCGUCGCUGUCGCGCUCGGCCGUGGGCGUGGAGCUGGGGCCCGGGGCGGCGAGCGCGGCCACCAACGUGUGGCUGGUGGUGGCCAUCUGCGCCGUGUCCAGCCUGUUCCUGCUGGCCGUGGUGCUGUACGGGGCGUCGCGCUGGGCGCCGCGGGCGGCCGUGCUCUCGGGGCCCGGCCCCACGACGCUCGUGUGCGCCAGCGAAGUGGGCAGCUGGUCGUACUCGCAGCGCCACAGCCGCAGCCUGUGCGUGGCGGACGGCGCCGCCAAGAGCGACCUCAUGGUUUUCAGCCCCAACUUCCCUCCGCCGCCGCCGCCCGGCCCCGCGCCCAAGGACACGCAGCCGGAGCCCUCCGCUCUCCUCGGCACGGUCAGUGGUCCUUCCUGCAUGGUUUUUUCUGCCCCUUUUCAUCCGCCCUCUUGAGAAGCUGCUGUUUGAAGCCGGGUUCCCUUUCC
Pyrgilauda ruficollis (rufous-necked snowfinch) is the source of this 1768-nucleotide messenger RNA. RefSeq names its product protocadherin alpha-13-like. The transcript has a single exon. The coding region runs from base 312 to 1736 and encodes 474 amino acids. Gene Ontology annotation, biological process: homophilic cell-cell adhesion. NCBI's taxonomy places the organism in Eukaryota, Metazoa, Chordata, Aves, Passeriformes, Passeridae. Gene Ontology annotation, molecular function: calcium ion binding. Gene Ontology annotation, cellular component: plasma membrane. The record is from RefSeq and is a predicted model, not a curated record.